Messenger RNA from Peniophora sp. CBMAI 1063, 279 nucleotides. Lineage: Eukaryota; Fungi; Basidiomycota; Agaricomycetes; Russulales; Peniophoraceae. The record is from the annotation of a GenBank genome assembly.
AUGACAAAACGCACGCGCAAGGUCGGUGUUACCGGAAAGUACGGCACGCGUUACGGUGCGUCCCUGCGCAAGCAGGUCAAAAAGAUGGAGAUCACCCAGCACGCACGCUACACCUGCCCCUUCUGCGGCAAGGACGCCGUGAAGCGCAAGGCUGUUGGCAUCUGGAACUGCAACUCGUGCCGCAAGUCGAUUGCAGGUGGCGCAUGGACGCUCACCACCACCGCUGCCGCGACGGUUCGCAGCACCGUUCGCCGUCUGCGCGACAUCACGGAGGCAUAG